AUGACAACCGUCGUGUUCUGCGUGGGAUUGAAUGUUGAUAAAUAUGGCUGGGGUGAUGCGCCCUGGCUCGGUUGCACAUCAGAUGAGCUCGGCCCUGGAUCUUCAGCGGAUGUCUGGACUGGAAAGUACAUCCUGGAUCAUGCCUUUGGAAGAGGGCCGUUUGUGGUGUUUGGAAUAAAGAUGAUGCCUUCUGCUUAUAUCAGUAUGCCUUUUGAUCACAUUUUUAUGUUCGGAAAAGAGAUUGAUUCAUCUUGGGUGUUUGACUUCAGCGUGUGUGCGCCUGCCAAAGUGAUCUGCUACUGCUGUAGAGCUUUCAGCCUGCUGCAGACCCAGAGGCUUUUUGUGGUUCUUGAGCUGAACAGGGCAUAUUCCCUUGUGGAUUCCAGUCAAGUGUCGACCUUCCUGAUUUCUAUUCUUCUCAUAGUCUACGGCAGUUUCAGGUCUCUUAACAUGGACUUUGAGAAUCAAGACAAAGAGAAGGACAGUAGCAGCGUGGCUGGGUCUUUUAAUGGCAACAGCACCAAUAACAGUAUUCAAACCAUUGAUUCCACCCAGGCCUUGUUCCUGCCGAUCGGAGCGUCUGUCUCUCUCCUAGUUAUGUUCUUCUUCUUUGAUUCAGUUCAAGUUGUCUUUACAAUAUGCACAGCAGUCCUUGCAACAAUAGCUUUCGCUUUCCUUCUGCUCCCGAUGUGCCAGUACUUAACACGGCCUUGUUCACCUCAAAACAAGAUUUCCUUUGGCUGCUGCGGGCGUUUCACUGCUGCUGAGUUGCUCUCGUUUUCUCUGUCUGUGAUGCUUGUCCUUAUCUGGGUCCUAACUGGCCACUGGCUCCUUAUGGAUG
Messenger RNA from Eurypyga helias (sunbittern), 841 nucleotides. Its product is annotated as signal peptide peptidase-like 3. The annotation marks the transcript as partial. Gene Ontology annotation, cellular component: Golgi-associated vesicle membrane; cytoplasmic side of endoplasmic reticulum membrane; lumenal side of endoplasmic reticulum membrane. Gene Ontology annotation, biological process: membrane protein proteolysis. NCBI's taxonomy places the organism in Eukaryota, Metazoa, Chordata, Aves, Eurypygiformes, Eurypygidae. The transcript is spliced from 8 exons. The record is from RefSeq and is a predicted model, not a curated record. Gene Ontology annotation, molecular function: aspartic endopeptidase activity, intramembrane cleaving.